AUGAUGCGCUUCGCUGCUGGUGCAGGACCUGUGCUUGUGUUGCACAGACUCAUGUUCCUAAGACAAACCUUAGCUCCGUUACGAAUGAGACACAUGACAGCACUCAAGUGGAGACUUUCUUAUCGCCUCUGUGUGACGGACAGGUUCUCCUUGCCUGCCUGGUCGCCGCCGCCGCCGCCCGCCCCUCAGAACAUCAUUGAUGGCGGCUUCGUGGACUCCUUUGAGCCACAGCCCAUCGUCAUCCUGAGGGACGAGCGUCAGGACAGUGGUGACGGCAACUUCAAUUACGUGUUUGAGACAGCGAACGGCAUCCUGGAGGAGAGGACUGGUACCCGCGGCGUCUUCGGCCAGAGCAAUAUGCAGGGCACCUACAGGUUCACUCUCCCUGACGGCACCCUGGCUGAGGUCCGCUACAUCGCUGACGAGAAUGGCUUCCGCGCUGAGUCCCCUCUGAUCCCCACGCCCCACCCUCUUCCCGCCCACGCCAUCGAGCAGAUCCGCAUCGCCGAGGAGCAGCGCGAGCAGGGCAUCACCUUCGAGCCUCAGCCUUUUGAGCAAUAAGGAGUGAGCUUGAGCCUCUUGCCGCCACAGUGUUGGGGUGGGCGAAGGCGGGACACUGGCGCUCAAUACUCCUGGAGCCGCGAGGAGCCACACGGAGUCACUGUUACCAAUACACAUCCUAGCUUAAUGAAAACUGCCAUGUAGAAGAGAAGUAAUAAAUGCCUUGAGUGAAUUGAGUGAA
Scylla paramamosain (green mud crab) is the source of this 742-nucleotide messenger RNA. RefSeq names its product cuticle protein AM1159-like. NCBI's taxonomy places the organism in Eukaryota, Metazoa, Arthropoda, Malacostraca, Decapoda, Portunidae. The record is from RefSeq and is a predicted model, not a curated record. Bases 1 to 561 code for a protein of 186 amino acids. The transcript is spliced from 3 exons. Gene Ontology annotation, molecular function: structural constituent of chitin-based larval cuticle. Gene Ontology annotation, cellular component: chitin-based extracellular matrix.